CCAAAAUGCCACCAAACGCAGAAACAGUCGAUGGUUCUGGCUCUGAAAUACCACCCUCAGAGCCAUUCGAAUCGGCCAGUCAUAAAGCAGAGGAACCCGAAUCCAUAGCUCAACAGGCCGAAGAGCAAAGAGUUAAUAAAUUGCCAGAAGUAACGACUUUAGCACCCGCAACAUCAACAGCCGAACCAGAAGAAGAAACAACAACAAAAUCGGUACUCAAAAAAGUCGAAGAUGUUGGCGAAAAAGUCACAGAAGUUAUUGCUGAAAAAACUGGCAUACCCACCUGGGGUGUGGUGGCCAUUAUUAUCCUGGUAUUCCUUGUCGUAUUCGGCAUCAUAUUCUUUUGUGUGCGGCGAUUUUUGAAAAAACGACGAACCAAAGACGGUAAGGGUAAGAAGGGUGUUGAUAUGAAAUCGGUACAAUUGUUAGGAUCGGCGUAUAAAGAAAAAGUUCAGCCUGAUAUGGAGGAACUCACCGAAAAUGCUGAAGAGGGCGACGAAGAGGAUAAACAGAGUGAACAGAAAUUGGGACGACUGAAUUUCAAGCUGGAAUAUGAUUUCAAUGCCAACAGUUUGGCAGUAACUGUUAUACAAGCUGAAGAAUUGCCAGCCUUGGAUAUGGGCGGUACAUCAGAUCCCUACGUUAAGGUCUAUCUAUUGCCCGACAAAAAGAAGAAGUUCGAAACCAAAGUGCAUCGUAAAACUCUUAGUCCUGUCUUUAAUGAAACAUUUACAUUUAAGAGUUUACCCUAUGCCGAUGCCAUGAACAAGACUUUAGUAUUUGCCAUAUUCGAUUUCGAUCGAUUCUCCAAACAUGACCAAAUUGGUGAAGUAAAGGUUCCACUGUGUACCAUCGAUUUGGCGCAAACCAUUGAAGAAUGGCGUGAUUUGGUUAGCGUUGAAGGUGAAGGCGGUCAGGUAUGUAAUAUUUUAAAAGAACGAU
Molecule: messenger RNA, 942 nt
Organism: Musca vetustissima
Lineage: Eukaryota; Metazoa; Arthropoda; Insecta; Diptera; Muscidae
Product: synaptotagmin 1
Exons: 5
Biological process (GO): cellular response to calcium ion; calcium ion-regulated exocytosis of neurotransmitter; regulation of dopamine secretion
Cellular component (GO): synaptic vesicle membrane; dense core granule; axon
Molecular function (GO): calcium-dependent phospholipid binding; syntaxin binding; phosphatidylserine binding
Source: RefSeq, a predicted model, not a curated record